UUGCCACUCUCCAUGCCCAAAAAACACUUCUGAAACAAACUCUCCUAACAGCUUCCUACUACUAGCAAGAGAGCCUUGGGAGAGGCAAAAAAUCUCUCGCAUUUUCCUCCUCUUCUACUCAGAUUUUCUAGUCCAGAUUUCUGCAUAUUUCAUAAACAUGGAGACUGCUGGCAUCACGUGCUACGCGCGCGGCGCAUUCCUCCCCGGUGUCUCUUCUCAGCAAUAUUCAACUACACGGGUUUCUCCAUCCUUCAGCUCAAAGAGUAUGAAAUCCAGAUGGGUAUUUGGGGAAUCCUUGAGGAUCAUGCCAAGGGCAUCGGUAAAGGUCUCGAAGAUGAAGAAUUCUUCACUUGUAGCAAGAUGUGCGCUUGGCGAUAGCCUGGAAGAAUUCCUUUCAAAGGCAACCCCAGAUAAGGGACUGGUUCGGCUGAUGACUUGCAUGGGAGAAGCACUCAGAACCAUUGCCUUCAAAGUUAGAACAGCUUCUUGUGGAGGAACAGCUUGUGUCAACUCUUUUGGAGAUGAGCAACUUGCCGUUGAUAUGCUUGCCGAUAAGCUCCUUUUCGAGGCCUUGACAUACUCCCACUUCUGCAAAUAUGCUUGCUCUGAAGAAGUCCCUGAACUUCAAGACAUGGGAGGCCCAGCUCAAGGGGGCUUCAGUGUUGCUUUUGAUCCACUCGAUGGGUCUAGCAUCGUCGACACAAAUUUCACAGUUGGCACCAUUUUUGGGGUGUGGCCUGGAGAUAAGUUAACCGGAGUAACUGGAAGAGAUCAAGUGGCUGCAGCCAUGGGGAUUUAUGGACCCCGGACUACUUAUGUUCUUGCUGUUAAAGAUAUUCCUGGCACCCAUGAGUUCCUUCUUCUUGAUGAAGGAAAAUGGCUACAUGUCAAGGACACAACAGAAAUUGGUGAAGGAAAGAUGUUUUCUCCUGGAAAUCUGAGAGCUACAUUUGACAACCCCGACUAUGACAAGUUGAUCAACUACUACGUAAGAGAGAAAUACACUUUGCGGUACACUGGAGGAAUGGUGCCUGAUGUUAACCAGAUUAUUGUGAAAGAGAAGGGUAUCUUCACAAAUGUGACAUCCCCAACAGCCAAAGCCAAGCUGAGGCUACUCUUUGAGGUAGCUCCACUAGGGUUCUUAAUCGAGAAGGCCGGAGGACACAGUAGCGAUGGAAAACAAUCCGUGCUAGACAAGUUGAUCGUCAAUCUUGAUGACCGGACUCAAGUGGCUUAUGGAUCCAAGAACGAGAUUAUCCGGUUCGAAGAAACUUUGUAUGGUUCCUCUAGGCUCAAGAGCGGUGUGCCUGUUGGAGCAGCUGCUUAAAUUUAAUAAGCUGCUUAUGUUUUGAAUGCCUUCCCUUCCUUUCAGGAGAACCCAAAAAAAUUCAAAAGCUACUUCCUAUACAGGCUUGUUGAUCAAAGAUGUAUUCAGUUUAUGGCUUUGGAAAGUUGAAUGGAUUCUCUCGAGAGGGAAAAAAAGAUUAAGCAGUUUCGAUUUUUGUUC
Molecule: messenger RNA, 1507 nt
Organism: Rhododendron vialii
Lineage: Eukaryota; Viridiplantae; Streptophyta; Magnoliopsida; Ericales; Ericaceae
Product: sedoheptulose-1,7-bisphosphatase, chloroplastic
Exons: 8
Coding region: 158-1327 (389 amino acids)
Biological process (GO): fructose 6-phosphate metabolic process; gluconeogenesis; fructose 1,6-bisphosphate metabolic process
Cellular component (GO): cytoplasm
Molecular function (GO): fructose 1,6-bisphosphate 1-phosphatase activity
Source: RefSeq, a predicted model, not a curated record